Messenger RNA from Moneuplotes crassus, 1315 nucleotides. NCBI's taxonomy places the organism in Eukaryota, Ciliophora, Spirotrichea, Euplotida, Euplotidae. The record is from the annotation of a GenBank genome assembly.
GAAAUUUUAAUAUUUAGUGUUUUUAAUUAUGGAUAAAUUUUACUUUUAGGAAGGAAAGAUCAGAAAGUAUUCAUUCAAGUGAUAUUUUAAGCUUUCUCGAAGAAGAUGAAUUAAAAGAUGAACGAGAAGAUGAAAUAACUCAAGGGAUUAAUGAAGCUGUUCAAAAAUAAUCAAAAUGCUCUUAUAGAAGCUCCUAAUGGUACUCAGAGAGUAGAAAGAAUUCUCAAACCUAUACAAGAGUGGAUUUCUUCUCAAGAGACUUUAAAGAAGCUUGGGAUUAAGAAAAUGUCUAAAAUUGGAGUCAAGGCUAAUGGAACAAUCCAGAUUGAUCCAAUCCCUGAAGAACCUGAAAAAGAGCUUGAGAUUGUUGAGUUGCAGCCCUACAUCUUUGUUCACCAUCAAGAUAUUUGUAAAUAUCCUGAAAGUUUUAGUUCCUUCUGGUUGGCACAUUCAUUGUAUGAAAAUACAAUUUUCAUACUCUCUGAGCCACAAGCUUUUAUUCCAAUGUGUGAAGAGACUAGUUCUCCAAGUGUAUCUCUCAUGCUCCUCCAAAAAUGUUUGGUUGAGAUAAGAUCUCUCAAGUCGAAUAAGCCAAGUAAGAGAAAGAGAAAGACACUGGCUAAUGAGGAAAAUCCUGAUGUUACUAAAUUAAAGAAGCUUAUAAGCGCAUUCAAGGGAUGCAUUAUUAAUGAACAGGAUUGGGAGGGAGACGGACUAUGGAAAGGAAGUAAAAUCUCUGAUUUUAAAGCAAUUUUUGGGAUGAUCACAAGCGAAAUUCAGCAUGCAGAGAAAGAAGAUUUGCUUGUCCAGAAUAAGCUCAUUAAAGAGUCCCCAAGUUCAAGAAAACUUGAGAAAAAUCCUAAGAAUCCAACAGAGUACUUCCAAUCGUUAUCUCUUAACGUAUGGUCACAGAUUUCUCCAUCAAACUGUCAAAACUGGCUGGAUGUAUUAGAAAGAGUGAUAUCAAAUUUUCCAUCAAGAUCAGACCCACCUAAAAAUCUUUUACAGUUACGCCACUUUUUGCUCACGAUGAAAUUCACACCAGAAAGAGCACAGAGAUACUAUUACUCAGUAAAUUCAUUGUCCAAACUCUAGGGUAAAAUUUACCAGUGAAUGCUGUAAACCAGCUAAAGUGCUCUUCAAGGCUUCCCAAAUGCUCGUUUAGAAGGCAGACUCACAUAUUCAUGAAAUCGUCCUAAAGACUUCUACUUUUGCCUUUGUAUUUAUAUUAUAUAGCUUUGGUGCCGAAAAAUGAUAGACUACAAAAGAGAGAUCCCCAGAAAGAUACACUUCAGUUGAUAGCUUUUAGCCCAAA